This is a messenger RNA of Dichotomopilus funicola, 3870 nucleotides long. RefSeq lists its product as uncharacterized. The coding region runs from base 1 to 3870 and encodes 1289 amino acids. Gene Ontology annotation, biological process: cell migration; regulation of Arp2/3 complex-mediated actin nucleation. The record is from RefSeq and is a predicted model, not a curated record. NCBI's taxonomy places the organism in Eukaryota, Fungi, Ascomycota, Sordariomycetes, Sordariales, Chaetomiaceae. The transcript has 5 exons. Gene Ontology annotation, cellular component: lamellipodium; plasma membrane.
AUGGCGGCCCCCGACCGGUUGGUAAAGAAGCGGCCCGGUCUCGUCCCGGCCGUGACCAUCCCCGAGUCUGAGAGCUCCGACUCCGUUGCCAGCCCCUCCCUCCUGACCCCGGACUCCCCCGCCAGCUUCGACAGCGCCCGCCGAAGCUUCUCCAUCGGCUCGAUCAAGGGCCGGGCAUGGCGUCCCUUCAGCUCCAACAAGGAGCAGCGAGAUGGCACGCCCGACGGCGGCCACAGCUUCCGCAACAAAGCCCGGAGGCUCUCCAAGUCGCGCCCAUUAUCUUCCUCCUCGCAUGUCGACAUUACCCCUGCUCGCCGGGGCUCGACCCUCUCCGAGGACCAUGACCGGGCCUCGCUCUCGACCUCCGAUAGCAUGAGUCUGGGUACCCCCAGCUCGCCAGCGACUACCUCCGUCGACUGGGCGACGCAGCGUGUCGAGGGAUCGGCUCCGUUGGAGUCGGAUGCGGGCCUGUUGAAGACUAAAACGCCCCAUCUGGUGGUCACGACGAACUACGUUGUUAAAACGAAGAGCCGGGCGGACGCUGUGGCUCUUUUCCCCGAACUCUCGGAAACGACGAAUGCCAAACCUGAAGCGAGAAGCGCGCUGCCCGAGCCAGCGUUAGCCAUCCCAAUGGAAUCAAUUGUAUCUGUAUUUUCCGCAGAAAGCAUUCGCACGUCGUUCGGUAUCGAAGUAUGGUGGAAGAGCCCGCUGGCUGGUUCUGCGUUCUGCCGGUCCGAUUUCUUCUUCACCAACCCAGCCGUACGCAACGAGCAACUACACCACCUCACACGGGCGAUGCGAGCGAACCGGGAAAACGACGACGGGCCAGCUCGCCACUACCAGGACGUCAAGGCGGCGCUAGAUAAAGUUCACGAGGUCGAGGAACCCAGGUUCCACCACCGGAAAGCCGACAUCAUCCCUGUUGUACCGCGUGGGACCACACGACGGGAGUACAUGCCUAAGCUCGAGGAUGCAACGAAGAAGGCUCAAGAGGUCUCUGCGUUUUAUCUCGUCGUGGGCACGUACUCGUGCCACCUUGUCGAGAUCCAGAGGGGGAAGGGCUCAAACCCGGUGUGCCGGCACAAAACAUAUGGGUUGGUCACAUUAGAGAGCUUCAGGGGGGAAUGGGUGGUCCAUGAGGAGCGGUUCAACAUUGUUUUCCGCGACCCUUUUAAAUCGCCAGUCACUCUCGAGCUUGCUAGCCGCUACUUCCGUCAAGUCAUCCGCGUCCUUGGCACCGCCGACCGCUUCCUCAAGCCCGCCUGGCCGCAACUCUGGCAAACGAGGGAGGUCUUUCGUGUGUCAGGUCUCAAAGAACCGCAGUACCUCGUGCCGAAGGAAGACUUUGGCAGUUUCAAGCGGACACUGGACGCAUACCUCGCGGCCUACCAUUGCCGCGACGUGGAGUGGGAAAUCAACUGGAAAACGCAGUUUGCUCCCGAGUUCCGGCUGCUGCCCGGGAAGAAGGGAACGCCGUACACGAUCUUACAGCUGCUUGCUGUGCUCCGAGCACUGCGGUACAAUGACUAUUUUACGUCGUUGUCGUUUCGAGACGUCGAUCUGUCCGUGUUGCAUGGGCUGCGGGACAAUUCGUCCCAGCGAGCAAAUGUUGCCUACCUAAGCCGAACUUGUGUCACCCUCGACCCUGACGACAUUGAAAUCCUACGGAUCAGCCCAGUUCUGCACCAAGAAUUCCACGCCCUCGCCUUCUGCUCCCAGACAAUCCGCCAGAUCGACUUGAGCAACUGCACCAGGUCACUCCCCUCCCGACUGGCGCGGACCGCCGACGAGAACCCGAGCGUACAGUUCUUGAGUCCAAUCCUGCGCCUGCUGAGGUCCGGUAUGACCAAGUGUAACCGCCUUAUUCUCACUGGGAACCAGCUUCCCCAGCUGGAUGUCGAUGACCUUGCCGAGACGAUGAAGUGCGGAACGAUCCAGGCCUUGGAUGUAUCGUACUGCGGCCUUGGUGAUUCUAAUCUGCGGGACAUGAUCGUGGAGCCUCUCUCCGAUUACCCAGGUCUGCUUCAGUCUCUCUCCGUGUCUGGAAACCCGGGGCGUCUCCCGGCGCAUAUACUUCCCGGGCUUUUCCGGUACUUGACCGAGAUCCGAGAGCUCAACCUGAGCGGGAGCAUUCAGGCCGAGAGCUACAUCCAAGGCUCGCUUCUCCCCUUCACCGCCCUCGAGUGCAUGGAGAGACUCGAAGCGCUGGAUGUGUCGGGGUACAAGCUUGACGAGGCGACCUUCCUCGACCUCGAGCGCUACUUGCAGUUCCGGAGCUGGCGGUUCGACCAGGGCCACCCGCUCCGGUUCCAAAAGCUCAUCCUCAACCACUGCCGCAUCACCGGCACCCAAGCGGCCCGGCUCUUCUACGCGAUCGGCGAGAACCGCGGCAUGCACCUUUACCUCAACGGCAACCCCAUAGAAGAUGGCCUCGAGGACCUCACAGCCGCCAUCGAGGCCCAACAAGGCCCUGCCGGUCUCUUCGCCGAAAUGAUCGAGUUCAGACACGAAUCCAGCUACCUCGCCCUCCUCCGCGCAUUCACCGCAGCGCGGCACCUCCGCCUGCUCAGCCUAACUGGCACCGCCCCGUCACCCUCCUCCCCAGGCCCCUGCAGCGAAGAGCUCGUCACAGCACUACACGACCUUUUCGCCCACAACGCAUCCAUCCAAUGUCUCGACCUCUCCGGCUUCUCCGGCAAGCUCGACGACGGCCAACUCCCGCUCGGAUCCGGGCGUGCCCUAGCCGGACUCGCGCACAACACCACCCUCACCCACCUGCGCAUCCGCAACCAAAACCUCCACGACGAUGCCGGCGUGCUCGGCCGCGCGCUAGCAGCCAACGCGACCCUGCGUGCCCUAGACGCCCGCGGGAACGACUUCAACCUAACAAGCCUGCGUUUCCUCGUCGACUCUCUCGCCCCGGCUUCCCGCGCAGCCACAUCAGCGUCGGCCCUGACCGAUUUCCCACUGCCCGCGGACGAGCGUGCCGCGAUCUGGCGUAAUGUCCUGCGCGGCCUGCAGCGCACCCCAUCCAGUGUUGCGCUACCCGCGGCGCCGGGCACGGUGAGUGCCAUGGCGGCGACAAGCGCAGCAAACCACACCUCGGCACCGUCCCUGGCAGCGAGCGCCGCAAAGCGGGAUUUGCCAAAGGGUGAAGAGAAACUGCUGCGUGAGGUGUUAGACGGGUUGUUUGCGACACUGGAGAAGCGGCUCAAGGAGAAUAGGAAGAGGCUGGAGGAAGUCAGCGGGGAACAAUCGAACGCGCAAGCCCUUCUUCUCAGUGGCAACUCCAAUUCCGUGAGUUACAACGCUGCUGCAGCUGAGAAGAAACGCCUAGCCUACCGCCACCGACACCAACGCAGCGGGAGCAGCCUUAGUGUCGGUACCGGCCUCAGCCUCGGAGGAACCAGCCACUUAUCGUCCCCCGGAGGAGAAGAAGACGACGACACCUGGCCACCGUUUGAGAUGGCUGGUCUCGGUUUAGGUUUGGGAAUUGGCGUGGGGGGUCCUAGUCGGUCGUCCAGCCUCACUGACUCUGAUCCGGGCGGCGGCGGCGGUAAUAGCCUGUCCCGGCCGGUGAUGGUGCAGUUGUCAGAAGGUAGAGAGGGGGGGUCACCGGGGACGGGGGUUCGGAGUGAUAGUAGUGGUGGCGCGUUUUUUGGUGGGAUGGAGAGCCCGACGGAGACGUUGGAUCCUGUGUCAGAGGUUGAAACACCUGUUGAGAUGGGGGGUAGAAUGGAUAUGAAGGAUAUGAAGGUGUUGAUUGGCGAGGCUGAGACUGGCAGGUUAUCCGGGGAAGACGAAGGGGAGCCGGAUGAGCUGUUCCGGAAGUUGGUGGACGACUUUCGCAGGGCUGGGUUUGAGGUUUAA